Molecule: messenger RNA, 996 nt
Organism: Pneumocystis carinii B80
Lineage: Eukaryota; Fungi; Ascomycota; Pneumocystomycetes; Pneumocystales; Pneumocystaceae
Exons: 8
Coding region: 1-996 (331 amino acids)
Source: RefSeq, a predicted model, not a curated record
AUGGCAUUUAUAAAGGGAAUCCAUUCAUUAUCUCCUAUAGAUAAGUGCUUAUCUCUUAAAUCUAAGAAAAGAAAUCAAGAAGCAUAUGAUUUAUUAAAAAAGAUAGAAUCAUUAGUUACGCCUAUUAUGAGGUCUAGAUCAUUGAAAGUAUCCGUAUUGGCUGAGUUUUUCCCGAAAAAUAAUGCUUUAUUGGGUCUUAAUAUAAAUAGAGGAUCCAAGAUUUGUAUUAGACUAAGAAUGCAAAAUGAUGAGAAUACAUUUUAUUCUUUAGAUUAUUUAAUUGAGAUAAUGCUACAUGAAUUAACACAUAAUGUUUAUUCAUCUCAUGACGCAAAAUUUUAUGGAAAGCUUUUUUUUUACAUGUUAAAUGAGUUAAAUUCAGAGUUCAAUCAAUUGCUCUGUUUUGGUAAUAUCAAGCAUGGGCUUUAUUCUAAAGAUUAUGAAGUCAAUGGAAAUAUUUAUCGUGAUUCUUUACAUUAUAAAACAAACAUUUUAGAUCAGAGAAAACGAUCAAAUACUUUAACCAUAGGUUCUGUAUCGAGAUUGGGAGGAAGUGGAAACGUUGAAAAUAAACCAUUAAGAGAUUUGAUACGAGAAGCAACUGAAAAACGGAUUAAAAGUCUGAAAUGGUGUAUAACUGAAUCAAAUAUUAUAAUUGAAGAUGAUGAAAUUUAUUCUGGAUUUAAAAAAGAUAUAUCGUCUUCAGAAUUAUUGGAUCCAGGUCCUGAUUUAAAUAAUUCCCAAAUAAAAAAUAAAAAAGCAUUAACUUCGAAGCCUAAAUCUUUUCAAAAAGAUAUUAUACUUGAUGAUUUAUGGUCAUGCACAUUUUGUACGUUUAAAAAUAAUGGAAAUUAUCUACAAUGCGAAGCAUGUUUAUCUGAGCGUUCUUUUAAUACAUUUGAAUCUUUUAAUAAGAAAUGGGAGUGUACCAUAUGUUCAUAUUUUAAUGAAAAACAGCAAUAUUCUUGCGAAUUUUGUAAUGUUAUACGAGCUUAA